AGGACAGGGGGCGCGGAGUCAGAGUGGCGCAGCAAGUAGCUGCAGGCGGCGGUGUCGGCGGCAGGGGGUUGGGGUAAGGUGGUUCCCUGUGGCGUCCGGGCCCGAAAGGGCCAGGAGAUAACCCGGCUGCAACCCGGCCUGCUGGCCCUGGGCCGGAGUCCCCGCCCGGGGCCAUGGACCUCAACCGGAUCAUCCAGGCGCUGAAGGGCACCAUAGACCCGAAGCUGAGGAUUGCGGCCGAGACGGAGCUAAAUCAGUCCUACAAGAUUAUUAAUUUUGCCCCCAGCUUGCUUCGGAUCAUAGUCUCCGACCAUGUGGAGUUCCCAGUGCGUCAGGCAGCUGCCAUCUACCUGAAGAACAUGGUGACACAGUACUGGCCGGACAGGGAGCCUCCCCCAGGAGAAGCGAUCUUUCCAUUCAAUAUCCACGAGAACGACCGACAGCAGAUACGUGACAACAUUGUGGAGGGGAUAAUUCGGUCUCCGGAUCUGGUGAGAGUCCAGUUAACCAUGUGUCUCCGGGUCAUCAUUAAGCACGAUUUUCCUGGUCAUUGGCCUGCGGUGGUCGACAAGAUGGACUACUACUUACGGUCACCCAACAGUGGGAACUGGCUUGGCAGUUUGCUGUGCUUGUAUCAGCUGGUGAAGACCUAUGAAUAUAAGAAAGCAGAGGAAAGGGAGCCCCUCCUGGCAGCCAUGCAGAUAUUUCUGCCUCGAAUUCAGCAGCAAAUCCUGCAGCUACUUCCCGAUGCCUCCCAUUACUCCGUGUCGCUGCAGAAACAGAUUCUGAAGAUCUUCUAUGCGCUCGUUCAGUAUGCGCUGCCUCUUCAGCUGGUGACUCACCAGACCAUGACAACCUGGAUGGAGAUCUUUCGGACCAUUAUCGAUAGGACGGUCCCUCCGGAGACUCUUCAAUUUGAUGAGGAUGACCGGCCAGAGCUGGUGUGGUGGAAGUGUAAGAAGUGGGCUCUGCAUAUCGUCGCUCGACUCUUUGAGCGGUAUGGAAGCCCGGGAAAUGUCACAAAAGAAUACUUCGAAUUUUCUGAAUUUUUUUUGAAAACAUAUGCAGUCGGGAUUCAGCAGGUACUACUAAAAAUUUUAGACCAAUACAGACAGAAAGAAUAUGUAGCUCCCCGUGUUCUUCAGCAAGCAUUCAACUAUCUCAACCAAGGCGUUGUCCAUGCUGUGACCUGGAAGCAGAUGAAGCCGCAUAUACAGAAUAUCUCUGAAGAUGUGAUCUUUUCUGUGAUGUGUUACAAAGACGAGGAUGAAGAGCUGUGGCAAGAAGACCCAUAUGAGUACAUAAGGAUGAAAUUUGAUAUUUUUGAAGAUUAUGCAUCUCCCACUACCGCAGCCCAAACCCUCUUGUACACAGCUGCGAAGAAAAGGAAAGAGGUGUUGCCAAAAAUGAUGGCGUUCUGUUAUCAAAUACUAACAGACCCGAACUUUGACCCUAGGAAGAAAGAUGGAGCCUUGCAUGUGAUUGGUUCCCUGGCUGAGAUUUUGUUGAAGAAGAGUUUAUUCAAGGACCAAAUUGAGCUAUUCCUACAGAACCAUGUAUUUCCAUUAUUAUUGUCUAACCUGGGAUAUCUGCGAGCUAGAUCCUGCUGGGUGCUGCACGCAUUUAGUUCUCUGAAGUUUCAUAAUGAGCUCAACCUCAGAAAUGCUGUUGAACUAGCGAAGAAGAGCCUGAUUGAAGAUGAGGAGAUGCCCGUCAAGGUCGAAGCUGCGCUUGCACUGCAGUCCCUGAUCUCUAACCAGACCCAAGCCAAGGAGCACAUGAAACCACACGUGAGGCCCAUCAUGCAGGAGCUGCUGCAUAUCGUCAGAGAGACGGAGAAUGAUGAUGUCACCAACGUCAUCCAGAAGAUGAUCUGUGAGUACAGUCAUGAGGUGACCUCCAUCGCUGUCGACACCACCCAGCACUUGGCUGAGAUAUUUGGUAAAGUUCUUCAAAGUGAUGAAUAUGAAGAAGUUGAAGACAAAACUGUCAUGGCUAUGGGAAUUUUGCAUACUAUCGACACUAUCCUAACAGUUGUGGAAGAUCAUCAAGAGAUCACACAGCAGUUGGAGAACAUCUGCCUGAGAAUCAUCGAUCUUGUUUUACAGAAGCAUGUCAUUGAAUUCUAUGAGGAAAUCCUCUCCCUGGCAUACAGUUUAACCUGCCAUGCCGUCUCCCCGCAGAUGUGGCAGCUCCUGGGCAUUUUAUAUGAAGUUUUCCAGCAGGAUUCCUUUGAGUACUUUACAGACAUGAUGCCUCUUCUGCAUAAUUACGUGACAGUAGACACCAACACGCUGCUGUCCAAUCCAAAGCACUUGGAAGUCCUGUUCUCCAUGUGCAGGAAGGUCCUGUGUGGAGACUCGGGAGAGGACGCCGAGUGCCAUGCCGCCAAACUCCUGGAAGUCAUCAUCCUCCAGUGCAAAGGAAGGGGAAUUGACCAGUGUAUCCCGCUGUUCGUUCAGCUUGUUCUGGAGAGACUGACCCGUGGGGUCAAGACCAGCGAGCUGCGUACGAUGUGUCUCCAGGUGGCGAUCGCUGCCCUCUACUAUAGCCCUGAGCUGUUGUUCCACACUCUGGAGCAAGUCCAGCUGCCACACAACCCGGGACCUGUCACCUCGCAGUUCAUAAACCAGUGGAUGAACGACACGGAUUACUUCCUUGGACACCACGACCGGAAGAUGUGUAUAAUAGGACUGAGCAUCCUCUUGGAGCUGCAGAACCGACCUCCUGCUGUGGACGCCGUGGCUGCACAGAUCCUGCCCUCCAUCCUCUUCCUGUUCCUCGGCCUGAAGCAGGUCUGUGCAACACGGCAGAUGGUCAGCCGUGGAGAUCCCGCAAAAGCACAGAAAACCGACAUGGAGGAAGAUGAGGAGAUCUCCAGUGAGGAGGAGGAGACGAACGUCACAGCUACAGCCAUGCAGUCGCACGCCGGCAGAGGCGAGGAGGAGGAUGACGAGGACUGGGAUGAAGACGUGCUGGAGGAGACGGCCCUGGAGGGCUUCAGCACCCCGCUGGACCUCAACAACAGUGUGGACGAGUACCAGUUCUUUACACACGCUCUACUGACUGUGCAGAAUCGGGAUGCUGCCUGGUAUCAGCUGCUGGUGGCGCCCCUCAGUGAGGAUCAGAAGAGAAAGCUGCAGGAGGUGUACACAUUGGCGGAGCAUCGGAGGGCGAUGGGAGUAGCAGGGAGGCUUCACAUCUGAGGACAAGAGCAUCUUCUCUGCGUUUAACUUUGGGGUCGCGCCCAGCAACAACUGAAAGGCGUGUCCACCGUUCACCGACCAGCAUCGCCGCUGCUGCUUUUACGGAAUGCGUGAGGGCCAAGAGGGAAACAAGGGGCCGUGUCGUCGGCAUCAGGCAGCCACGGACUCGCUCGCCCUUCCCUUGAGUAUGUAUUUUUCAAUGCCUACUGUAAUGUAUGAAAUUAAAGAAAAGCAGAGUCAUUGAGUGGAAAGGACAAAGCAUCUGGUCUGAAGGCCAAACACUGAGGGUAGAGUUAGGAAUCGGCGCAUGGGUCUCAGGUUUUUGCCUUGCAGAAUCAGUGGAUUUAUGCAGAUAACAGUGCCUUCUGUUGUACAUGAAUUAUCAGAAACAAAUUUUUUUGGAGUGUGUUGCAAUUUUUUUAAAUCACAAAACAUAUUUCUAGAUAUCCUGUAAACCUUGGUUGUAUGUCACUUCACUCUUCAUUUUCCUCUGCAUCAACUGUCAGGCAGUUAGUGUGAGUCUAACUCUGGUUUCAGAAACACCCUUGCUCCUUCGACUUUCUUCAGGGGUCGGAGCUUAGGCCGUGACUGGCUCUUCAUAAGACAUCCAUGGCUUUCCAGAGAACUGCUGUAUUCCCUUUUUCGUCACAUUUUCCCUCUUGAAUGGGGUGAUGUUUCAGGAUCACAAAUGUGUUGAUUACGUCGGUAACCUGCUAAGUUCAGGCUUUUCCCACUUCUGGGCACCAGCAGCAGGGGCCUGUUAGUCACUGGGCUUAGCAGCAGGACUGAAGUUCUUACGAAUCACAUGUUUAACUAUAUUGUACUGGUUGGGGGCAUCCAAAUACGAAGGCACAUUAAAGUUUUAAGAAGGCAAUUUCUGGGGGAGGACUUGGUCGCUACUUACCAUUCCAGCCACGUUGGGCAGGGUCCAAAGCAUUUUAUAAUUUUUUUCUUUUUCUUUUCUCCUUCUGGCCCUCCCUCCUUUCUUUUUAGAUAGAGUCUUGCUCUGUAUGCAACUCAGGCUGGCCCCAAAGUUGCAUCCCUCUUGACUGCUGUUGACAGGCCCAGCUGAUUUUAACUUUUUAAGUCAGGGUCUUGCUUCACAGUUCUGGCUGGACUGGAAUUCUCCUCAGCCUAGUCUGGCCUCAGACUUGCUGCAGUCCUCCCGCCUCAGCUUCCCAGGGAUUGGAGUUAUGGCCCACUUCAGGUGACCCAGCAGAUCUCACUACCUGCUUUCUCAGAGUCUGAAAUUUCUCCAGCCUGAUUUAACUUGUUCUCUAUUAUGGCUCAGUUGGUUUUUAAAAAUUCUCCAAGGGUUGGUCUUUUGGUCAGCUGGGUUUACAGGUGAGUGAUGUCAGUAUUGUAGAUGACUUUUUCCUGAACUGUUCAAAAGCCGAAUAUGAACCCCACAGUGCUUUUAUUUAGCAAAAUGAAAAUGUCAUCAGGACUUGAUGUAUUUCUGGAUGUGAUACAAAUUUUGUUUCUGUGAAAUGCCUACAGUGUAAAUUUCCAUCAGCAGCUGGCAGAAUUUUCUGGAUGCUUCCUGAAUUGCCAACCCUUGCUCAUAUAUUUUAUUUUAAAAUUUAGGUUAUUUAAUUUUUUUUUAAAGAAGUAUUGAAAAGCCAUACGUUUCAGAGUGAAAUGGCCCUGCAUUUUCCCACCCCUCGUUUUUCAGGGCACCAAAGCUUCAUGACCCCCAGCAAUUAGAAGAGAAAGAUUGCAUUGUGGGGGAUUUUAGAUCUUUGAAAUUGUUUGGUUUCCCCCAUGUCUCAUACAGUUUAAUUGUAACGUAGGUAAUAUGCCUUCACACUGGAUCUCGGGGGCGCAUGGGUUUUAGAGAUGUUGCUUUGUGGUGGAUUGUCAUCUGCAGUUGUAAAGGGAACAGAGACUCCUGCACGCCACCACACCUUGUUUUUGAAGCCAGAGUCAUUGUAUGAUUUUAUUACCAGAAGUGCUAACCGGAAUGUGAUCUGGUUACCUUGGAAAUGCAGGAACUUACAUGAAUGUACUGUAAAAUAAAGUGUGGGCUAAUUCCCACCA
Messenger RNA from Chionomys nivalis (European snow vole), 5246 nucleotides. It is a transcript of the gene Ipo8, whose product is annotated as importin 8. The record is from RefSeq and is a predicted model, not a curated record. Bases 174 to 3206 code for a protein of 1010 amino acids. The transcript has 25 exons. Gene Ontology annotation, molecular function: small GTPase binding. Gene Ontology annotation, cellular component: cytosol; nuclear envelope. Lineage: Eukaryota; Metazoa; Chordata; Mammalia; Rodentia; Cricetidae. Gene Ontology annotation, biological process: protein import into nucleus.